AUGGUGAGCAGGAGUGAUGUGAAGGUCAGGAGGAAGGAAAUGGAGGAGGUAAACGGAACACCCCGCACGCAAGUGCAAGAGCCAAGCAGAAUACGGCUGCCCGAGCAAAACCGGUUUGAGCGCUCCGUUAGCCAUGGGGAGGUUGCGGAUUCGGCCCCUGUACGGACGAGGGUGGCGCUCAUCAGAGACGGCGUUCUACGAGCGGCAAAAAUAGAGCCGGACGUUGCUGGAGAAGAUACUCUGAGAAUCAACAUGCGACAGAAUACCAUAAUCAUGAGCACUCCCAGUCUGGCAAAUGCGAAGAACUACAGCAACAUCAAGGAAAUCCAAGUCAAUGGAAAGAGCUACGCCACAGCCGCUUAUAUAACAGCGCCAGAAAAUACAUCCAAGGGAGUUAUACACGGAAUACCGACGUAUGACAAUCAAGAAGACAUAGAGAAGAGCUUGGUCAACCAGAGAAACCCGACCAUUCUACAUGCGCGACGUAUGGGACUCACGGACUCAGUGGUUAUUGUUUUUGAAGGGUCUUUUGUGCCGUACUUUGUCUAUUACCGUGGUGCCGAAUAUAGGUGCCUCCUCUACAAGAAACAAUACGAAACAUGCACUACAUGCGGAAGAGUUGGACAUCGGGCGGAUGUUUGCCCACAGCCCGACAGCAAGAAAUGUCGCGGUUGUGGAGUACUUGAUCCAACUGACGACCACCAGUGUGACCCACAGUGCUACCUCUGCGGUAAAGGUCAUCUUACAGGAGAUAAGAAAUGCAAAGAACGGUUCAAGACCCCAUAUCUUUUGAAGAAGAGAAUGUGGGAGAAACAACAACGACAACGCGACGAACAACAAGAAAUGAACGUUUCGACGAACACCAGUACAACACAGAAUUGGAAGGAACACACAGCAGAAAAUCCAACGGAGGAAAAUGGCAAUGCCACCCAAGACAAAGGAGGACGACUCAGGGAUCGUUCCAGCUCAUUCCCGCGACUCGCCGAAGGAGAAAGAGAAACUACCCAACGCAGACUCAGAUCAAGAUCCAGAUCAAGGUCCGCACCUCACAGAUCCAGGUCACGGGCCCGAUCCAAGUCAAGCACAAAGCCGUCACCUCAGGCAGAGUCCGGAGUGGGUCCUGACGGCGGUCGGGGCAACCGCACAACGGUGAGCUGGGCGGGCAAGCUUUCCGGGGAAUCGCUCCCGUCUGGGAGUUCGUCUGAGGCAGUGGUAGAAGAGUCCGCCCUAGGGCAAGAACUAAAUCAAAUUAAGAAAAUGCUAGAGCAACUCACCCGAGAAAACGCAAAACAGAGGGACGAAAUAAAACAGCUAAAGGAGGAAAACGCUAAGCUUAGGCGAAAUCAGCUACGCGAGUCACCUAGCCCCAUACAAUCGUCUACCCAAAUUAUAACUCAUGUGUCUGCACAAGCGUCAGGAGCGCAUGCAGCAAAACGACGUGCAGAGGAAAUAUCUCACGUAGAAAGUGAAGACAUAUCAAAACUCCUAGAAAAGAAAGUAGAGAAUAUGUUCGGAGAACUAACCAAGGCAAUGCAACAGCAAUUCGCGGGAUUACAAUUGCAGCUUGGAGAAAUAAAACAAAGAAUAGAUAGCAUAGAAAAUCGACUAACGGCGGUGGAGAACACGCAAACAGAUUUGAGGCCUAUAGGAGCAGGUCCGGUUAAAACUAAUACUAAACCAUACAACCGGCCGCUAACGACCGAAGUAAUCAAAGUCACAGGGGAAGGGCCAGUUACCAAACAUGGCUCGACGUAGUCAGUAUACAAUUUGGCAGUGGAACUGUCGUGGGUAUCGCCGGAAACGGGGAAACUUACAACAGUUCCUAAACGGAAAGAAGGCGCCGGACGUCAUCGCCUUACAGGAAACUGGAGGAA
This is a messenger RNA of Rhipicephalus sanguineus (brown dog tick), 1874 nucleotides long. RefSeq lists its product as uncharacterized. The transcript has 3 exons. Bases 1 to 1755 code for a protein of 584 amino acids. The record is from RefSeq and is a predicted model, not a curated record. Gene Ontology annotation, molecular function: nucleic acid binding; zinc ion binding. NCBI's taxonomy places the organism in Eukaryota, Metazoa, Arthropoda, Arachnida, Ixodida, Ixodidae.